GAGAGAGAGAUAUAGAGUUGGGCUGAGUUGUUGAAGUCCAAGUUAUAUAAACACAAAAACAGGAGGGGCCUUUCACCUUGUAGUUGCAGUCUCUCUUACUUAUGACAGUCAAACUUACAGAGGGAUAGAGAGAGAUAGUAGCAAUCCAUAGCUAAUCUUUUUUUCUUUUCUUUUUUUUUGAGAGAGAGAGGGAGGGGGGGUCAGUCUGCUGCUGUGUUACUGUGUUUUGUGUGUGUUUGUGUGGUGGGGUGGAUAUAAAAGAUAGAAGCAUGCAGCAGCACCUGAUGCAGAUGCAGCCCAUGAUGGCAGCCUACUAUCCCAGCAACGUCACUACUGAUCACAUUCAACAGUAUCUUGAUGAGAACAAAUCGCUGAUUCUGAAAAUUGUGGAAAGCCAAAACUCUGGAAAGCUGAGUGAGUGUGCCGAGAAUCAAGCGAGGCUACAAAGAAACUUGAUGUAUCUGGCAGCCAUUGCUGAUUCACAGCCUCAGCCACCAACAAUGCAUUCUCAGUAUGCUGGCGGUGGCGGCGGGGGGAUGAUGCAGGCAGGCUACCUGCAGCAGCACCAGCACCAGCAGUCGCUCAUGCGUUCCUCCAUGCUGUACGGGUCCCAGCCGUACCCGUCGCUGCAGCAGCAGGCCCUGCACAACCAGCUCGGGAUGAGCUCUGGCGGGGGCCUGAUGCUGCAGGGUGAGCCGCACAGCGCGGGGCCCAGCUCGGGACUCGGAUUCCCGGACUUUGGGGGGAGGGGGUUGGGGAUGGGGAUGGGGAUGGGAGGCAAGCAGGAUAUGGGGAGCAACGGCGAGGGGCGGGGCGACGGAGGCGAGACACUCUACUUAAAAAGCUCGGAAGAUGGGAAUUGAGGUGAGAAGUGUGGUUUGGUCGUUUAGUUGCGAGGAAGAGUUUGCUACUAUGAACUCGUAGUCUAAUUAGCGGAACAGACUCUUUGUUAACUACUCUCUAUUUGCAUUUGGUAUGUAAUGACCGCCAUCUUUAUUUAGUAGACUCCUUAUCAUAGUACUAAUGUAAAUUUCUAGUUUUAUUC
Salvia hispanica is the source of this 1045-nucleotide messenger RNA. Its product is annotated as GRF-interacting factor 1-like. The record is from RefSeq and is a predicted model, not a curated record. NCBI's taxonomy places the organism in Eukaryota, Viridiplantae, Streptophyta, Magnoliopsida, Lamiales, Lamiaceae.